This is a messenger RNA of Hyla sarda, 2516 nucleotides long. It is a transcript of the gene AMDHD1, whose product is annotated as amidohydrolase domain containing 1. The transcript is spliced from 9 exons. Lineage: Eukaryota; Metazoa; Chordata; Amphibia; Anura; Hylidae. Gene Ontology annotation, molecular function: imidazolonepropionase activity. Gene Ontology annotation, cellular component: cytoplasm. The record is from RefSeq and is a predicted model, not a curated record. The coding region runs from base 549 to 1889 and encodes 446 amino acids.
AGAAACCAGGAAGUGGUUCCCCAGGGCAACAUUGAAAUCACCCACACUGGGAAGAAGGGAUGGACUCAAAAAAGGUGCAAGGUCUGCUUUAAAAGGGGGAUCGACCGGAUUGCACUAUUUAUUUUCCUUUUACCUUAAAACUAUUCCAGCACAAUCCAUAUUCCAGUAUGCUACGCCUUAAUUUAAUUGUACCGUGAAAGCAUUCCAGCAAAAUCCGUUCUCCAGUAGGCCCUGGACAGUCCUUCCCUUUUGAGCUCUGCCAUGUGCCCAGGCUGCAUAUGUCGUGACCCAGAGCAGUUACACCUUUGCUACUUGAACUCUGUUCGGGUGGUUUGAGUUCCCCAAUGUGCCCAUCUCUAUGAUAGGUCUGAGUCCAAAUGUAAUUCUGAUAUAAAAUUGUAUCUAAUGUGUUGUCAGCGUUAUCAGCAUACUGUCACUUUAACUGGUGUGCAAGGUAUAACUGUUUUCAACUGUAAGGGUAGGGUCAAAUGUAGCAUGUCCGCAGCAAUCCGCUACUACGAGCAGACACACAGUGAUCCGUGAAUUGCAUGCACAGUGUACUCGCAGCCGCUCUCGGCCUAGCUCAGGUAGCAACCAUGAUGUCUGUAAGUGAAGGUACUGGUUAUCCUCGGUGCUACACGUCUCCCUGUGAAAGACUAGUGUCUGGGGUCCCUUGGUGGGAUACUCUCCAGUCAGUGGCAUCACCACUAUACCCAAGAAAACACAGUGAUGGUUUCAUAAAGGCUAUAGGACCCACAGAGGCUAUACGUAGCCAAUUUUCACACGCAGAAUUUGAGACUGUAAUUGACUGCUCAGGAAAAUGUGUUCUGCCAGGCUUUGUAGAUGCCCACACCCAUCCUGUGUGGGCAGGUGACAGAGUGCAUGAAUUCACUAUGAAACUUGCAGGUGCUUCUUACAUGGACGUUCAUCAGGCUGGAGGAGGAAUAAACUUUACAGUGGAACAUACAGAAGCAGCUUCAGAAGAAGAACUGUUCCAUAGCUUUAAACAACGCCUAGAACGCAUGCUCAGGGCUGGAACUACUUUAGUUGAGUGCAAGAGUGGAUAUGGAUUGAAACUAGAUACAGAACUAAAGAUGCUGAGAGUGAUUGAACGAGCUCAAAGGGAAAUGGAUAUUGGCAUCUCCUCCACAUAUUGUGGCGCUCAUUCUGUGCCAAAAGGUAAAACUGCAAAAGAAGCCACAGAUGACAUCAUAGAACAUCAUCUUCCUGCCUUGAAGCAAAUGGCUUUAAAUGGAGAAAUUCAUGUAGACAAUAUUGACGUCUUCUGUGAAAAAGGAGUCUUUGACUUGGAGUCCACAAGACGGAUUCUAGUUGCUGGAAAAGCAAUUGGUUUACAUCUGAACUUUCAUGGAGAUGAACUAAACCCCAUGAAUGCAGCAGAGUUGGGCGCAGAGCUGGGAGCACUUGCUGUGAGCCACUUAGAAGAAAUUAAUGAUAAAGGGAUUUCUGCACUGGCUGCUGCAAAGUGUUCGGCCAUCCUCUUACCUACAACUGCUUACAUCCUAAGACUUAAGCAACCCAGAGCAAGGGACUUGCUCAAUGCUGGAGUGAUCGUGUCCCUAGGCAGUGACUUCAAUCCCAAUGCAUACUGCUUCUCUAUGCCUAUGGUCAUGCACCUUUCCUGUGUUAAUAUGAAGAUGUCUCUGAAGGAAGCUCUUGCUGCGGCUACGAUCAAUGCUGCCUACUCCCUGGGAAAGUCUCAUACACACGGCUCAUUAGAGGUUGGGAAACAAGGAGAUGUGGUUAUCAUUAAUGCUCCACGAUGGGAACAUGUGAUUUACCAGUUUGGAGGCCAUCAAGAGUUAAUUGAAUAUGUUGCUAUUAAAGGCAACAUUGUUUACAAGAAUGAAAGAAUACUCUCCCUCUAAGAAGUUUGAAACUUUUUGUCAAGAUGUUUUCAAUAUUUACAGCAUAAUGCAAGGAUGUACCUCACUUAAAGGACAACUGCAGCGGCAUUACACUUAUCCCCUAUCCACAGGAUAGGGGAUAAGUGCUUGAUCGCAGGGGGUCCGACCGCUGGGACCCCCCCCCCGAUCUCCCUAACGGGGCGCCGCCACAAGCGCUCAUGGUGAGCGCUAAGGCGCGUAGCGUCGACCUAGAGGUCGACUGUGACGCCCCGUCUCCUCCCCGUCCCCAUACAGUUCUAUGGGGGAUGCGGGAGGCACGAAUGCUGCCUCCACGCCUCUCCCAUAGAGAUGUAUGGAGGAGGCGUGCCGGCCGCAACGUCAUGCUGCGGCUGGCACGCCCCCUGCACGGGAGAGCCGCGGCCCCGUACAGGAGAUCGCCGGGGGCCCCAGCGUUCGGACCCCAUGUGAUCAAACACUUAUCCCCUAUCUUGAGGAUAGGGGAUAAGUGUUUGUAACGCUGCAGAUGUCCUUUUAAUAGAUAAUUUUGGGUGGGUUUAUGUGACUUUUUUGCAUAUAUUUACCCUUUGCAUGUCAUGCAGACUCUGUGGGUGGUCUAUGGCAGUGGUCUUCAACCAGCGGACCUCCAGA